Elgaria multicarinata webbii is the source of this 2292-nucleotide messenger RNA. RefSeq names its product parathyroid hormone 2 receptor (gene PTH2R). The record is from RefSeq and is a predicted model, not a curated record. Gene Ontology annotation, cellular component: plasma membrane. The coding region runs from base 1 to 2292 and encodes 763 amino acids. Gene Ontology annotation, molecular function: parathyroid hormone receptor activity; G protein-coupled peptide receptor activity; peptide hormone binding. Gene Ontology annotation, biological process: adenylate cyclase-modulating G protein-coupled receptor signaling pathway; cell surface receptor signaling pathway. NCBI's taxonomy places the organism in Eukaryota, Metazoa, Chordata, Lepidosauria, Squamata, Anguidae. The transcript has 14 exons.
AUGUCAAAUCUUAUUCAAUGCAACUUUUUAGUUCAGUUUUCGAAUCCUCAGAAGCUGGUGUUGAAAUGCGAUGGAAUUGUACUCCCCCCUCGGGGCGGAGGCUUCCGAGUCCGCAAGGGGUCAAGCCCCUUCUCGCUUUUCAAAGCAGCCCGGGAGCAAGCGCAAACGCACCGCUGGAGACGCGAAUGCGGGAUCUCUCGCUCACUCGCUCUUGGCCGGGAGGGAGGGAGAGCGAGCCAGGAGCGAGCCAAUGCCGCCGCUUCCCUCCACGCACUUUUGCAGCCGCCUGCGGGCCUCCCUGCCCCGUCUUACAGCGCCGCCGUUUUCUUCACUUCAGCCCUGGCCCAGUGGGAGGACGGACAGGAGCUGCCGCCGCCGCGGGAAGGUCUCCAUCUCUUGGCUCGGACGCUCGGGGGACUUCAGCGCAGCAGCCCUUUCCCUGGGCGGCUCGCCGGCCCAGAUCUGCUUCUUGGGACUGGCCUCGAAGGGAAAAGCCACCACGCCUCUCCUCUCCUCAGCCGCCCGCCCUCUCCAGAGCUGGGCAUCUUUCGCCCGGCGUCCCUCCUCCCGCGCCACGCUCCUUCUUCCUUGCCGGGUGUUUCCAACUUCGCGCGCAGCGGCCCUCUGCCCAUGGCCGACGGGCUGCCCGGCGCCGCCGCUCUGCGCCUCCUUGCAGUGACCGGCUACUGCUUUCUGGCCGUGGCCCAGGAGGACAUGGAUUAUACCAUUACAAUGGAGGAUCAGAUUUAUCUUCUCCUGGAGGCUAAAGUUCAGUGUGAGCUAAACAUUACAUCUCAGCUACAAGAAGGAGGCGAUUGCUUUCCAGAAUGGGAUGGUCUAAUUUGCUGGCCCCGGGGGUCAGCAGGGAAAACGUUAGCUGUGCCAUGCCCUUCUUAUAUAUAUGACUUCAAUCACAAAGGCAUGGCAUUCAGGAAUUGCAGCUUAAAUGGAACAUGGAUCUAUGUGCAAAGUUUGAAUCGAACAUGGUCAAAUUAUUCUGAGUGCCUUCGCUUCCUGCAAGCAGAAAUCAGCCCAGGCAAGAGGGAAUUCUUUGAACGCCUCUAUAUUAUGUACACAGUUGGAUACUCCGUCUCCUUCAGCUCGCUAGCAGUGGCUAUUUUCAUCAUUGGCUACUUCAGGAGGCUCCAUUGCACCCGGAACUACAUACAUCUGCAUUUGUUUGUAUCUUUUAUGCUCAGAGCUACCAUAAUCUUUAUCAAAGACAAGGUAGUUCAUACUCAUAUUGGAGUCAAAGAGCUGGACUCGCUGCUCAUGGGUGACCUACGAAAUACUAUAGUGGCUCCAGGCAUGGGCAAGUCUCAGUACGUAUGGUGCAAGAUUACCGUGGUGAUGUUUGUUUACUUCUUGACAACCAACUACUACUGGAUCUUGGUUGAAGGCCUCUACCUGCACAGCUUAAUAUUUGUGGCUUUCUUUUCGGAUACCAAGCACCUGUGGGGUUUUAUCUUAACAGGCUGGGGGUUUCCAGCAGUAUUUGUAGUGGCCUGGGCAGUGGUCCGAACAACAGUGGCAGAUGCAAGAUGCUGGGAGCUCAGUGCUGGAGACAUAAAGUGGAUUUACCAAGCUCCAAUUCUAGUAGCUAUUGGGUUAAACUUCGUUCUGUUCCUGAAUACUGUAAGGGUUCUAGCCACAAAAAUCUGGGAGACAAAUGCUGUUGGCUAUGACAUAAAGAAGCAAUACAGGAAACUAGCCAAAUCCACCUUGAUUCUGAUCCUUGUCUUUGGCGUGCAUUACAUCAUCUUCGUAUGUCUGCCUCACACAUUCGCUGGGCUGGGCUGGGAGAUCCAGAUGCACUGUGAACUCUUCUUCAACUCAUUCCAGGGGUUCUUUGUCUCCAUUAUCUAUUGCUACUGCAACGGAGAGGUGCAGACGGAGAUCAAGAAGACAUGGGCCAGAUGGAACCUGGCUAUGGACUGGAAGAAGGCAGCUCCUUGUGGGAGCUACCGCUAUGGCUCUGUCCUCACUCACAUAACCCACAGCACUAGCAGCCAGUCCCAGAUGGUGGCCAGUUCCCGCGUGGUCCUGAUUUCCAGCAGGGCCUGCAGAAGUGUCACCCGGCAGAAUGACACUCACGUGAAUUUGCCCGGGUAUGUGAGGAGCAACUCGGAACAGGACUGUGUGCAACAUUGGAUUCAUGAGGCGGCAGAUGAAGAGAAGAAGGUGGAUGCCAUUUCUCUCAGGAAGCCCGAUACGCUUCAGGACGAUCCAACUGGUUCCCUUGAAGAAAAGGAGGAGGAGGAGAUCAGGAUGGAAGGAGAGGCAGCACUUUAG